GGCACAUUUCUUAGAACGAUCCAGGACAGCGAUCGGGCAUUGAUAUUAGCAUGGCGUUUUGAUACAGUACGGCAACCGGUUUGGGUCUCCCAAUGCAUGAUGAGGACGAGACAGGCAGAUACCAUGACACCGGCGUCACUCGCACCACCCUUAAAAAAGCAUACGGGCUUGCUGGAGUUGCUUUAUUGCUAUUCCAGGAAAAUUAUUUGCUGGGGGUUUUUUCUGCUGGGUUGAAUUCAAUUCUGGGGCUUCCUGUUGUUAGAUUUGGGGUUUUAGGGUGGAUGGGCUUAAUGCAUAGCCGCAGCAGUAACAUACCAUAGGUACCGGAGGCAGUGAUAGCUGUUCUAAAAAAUGGAAUGAAGAG
Molecule: messenger RNA, 364 nt
Organism: Eremomyces bilateralis CBS 781.70
Lineage: Eukaryota; Fungi; Ascomycota; Dothideomycetes; Eremomycetales; Eremomycetaceae
Exons: 1
Coding region: 93-320 (75 amino acids)
Source: RefSeq, a predicted model, not a curated record